GCCUACUUUGCGACGUCUCAUGUCAUCAAUCACAGCUCUAUUUCGUGACCCAUUACACCCAACAUGACAGGCUCAAGCGAAGCAACGGAGUCGCAUACCCUCUUCACGAUUCCACAUGUCGCGGCUGCAAUUAUCACCUACUGGAUCGUGGCGACCACCUACAACUUGAUCACAUCGCCAACACCGCCAUCAAGUAUACCAUGGAUGGGCUACGGGAAGGGCUGGAUCGCUGACUUCCGCAAUUUCACUGCGUUGACUAAGAGCAAGGAAUGGCUGUUGGCCGGUUACGACAAGUAUAGUCGCAAUGACAAGGUCUUUGUGUUACCACCAACGCUUGGCAUGGCAGCUGAGAUUGUAAUGCCGCGAAGCCAAAUGGGCUGGAUGUUUGACCAACCGGAUACUGUACUGAGUACAAGUGAAGCGCAUUACGACUUCCUCCAGGGCGAUUACUCAUUCGUCAAGCCGAUCAUACUGAAGGAUCCCUACCAUGAACAUGUAAUUCACAAGAACCUUGUACGCAAUCUCAAUGCGAUCCUCCCGGAGCUUGAAGAAGAGGUACCCCACGCUAUUUCCGAAGUGUAUGGAACGGAUACAGAUAGUUGGAAAAAGCUGGAUGUUAUGGAUUCUUUCAUGAAGAUGAUUCCAGUCCUGACCAACCGCAUGCUUCUUGGCGGUUCCCUCUGUCGCGAGCGCAAAUUUCUGGAUGCGGUAUUGGGUUUUACUGUGGACUGUAUACGUACCCAGAGCCUUAUGCAACUUUUCCCGAAAGCGCUGCACCCAGUGAUCGGGACGUUGUUGAGUCUGACUACAAAGUACCACUACUGGCUGUCAUCGAGAUUCACACUACCCAUGAUCAAGCAGCGCAUCUCAGAUAUCGAGAAAAAGGAUGCUGGGGACCCCGAGUACAAGAACUGGAAAGAGCCGAAUGACUUCAUCAAUUGGAGCUAUCGGACUGCGCAAGCUGAGGGACGACGCGACGAAAUGCAGCCAGAUCGCAUUGCUCAGCGCAUCAUGCCCAUCAAUUUUGCCAGUAUACAUACAACCUCUCUCACGGCUUAUGAGACUAUGGUCAACAUCAUGAGUGCCGGACCAGAAGUGGUCAAGCAGUUGCGCGAAGAAGCGCAUCGCAUUCUUCAAGAAGAGGGAGGUUGGACCAAGCAGGGUCUGAGUCGCAUGCAUCGUAUCGACUCUGCUAUCCGCGAGUCACAACGUGUCGCACCUAUUGCACUUACGUUCGUUCAUCGUAAAGUAGUAGCGAAAGAAGGGGUUACAACACCCGAGGGCGUACAUGUCAAGUAUGGAACGCUUCUCUCAUGUCCAUGGACGCCGCUGGCUGGUGAUACAGACAUACACGAAAAGCCAGAGGAAUUUGAUGCAUUCAGAUACUCGAGGCCUAGGGAAGAGUAUGAGGCGAUGGAUGCGGAAGAAAGAAAGAAGAUCGAUGCGUUGAAACUGAAGCAAACAGGUCUUGUCACCACAGGCGUGCAUCACCUUCCUUUCGGUCAUGGGCGUCAUGCUUGUCCGGGACGUUUCUUUGUUUCCCACGAACUGAAGAUGAUUUUCGCCGACUUGCUACUCAACUACGACAUCAAGCCGCUUGCGGAGAAGCCCAAAAAGAUAUGGGUGAUUAGAUUCCAGGUCCCAAUGCCAGCAACAAUUGAGGUUCGACGUCGGAAGAGUGUAUGGAAACCAGAGACCGCCUCGUGAUUCGCGUAACAACAAUGUAUGAUAUAAUAUAUACAUGGGUACCAUGACUGUGCGGGACUAUCGCACUAGUGCUAGCUUUCUUCUUAUCUUCCUCACUUUGCCAAAGCUGUUCACGCAUCGGCCGAAGAUAGCCACAUACCCAGUUCAACACCCAACUGCCCAGGCUGAUCGUACAUGAUGAGAUGUCCGGCUCCGUCAACCUCUAUUACCUCCUUCGCACUCAACACCUCACCAAGCCUAUGUGCAUCUUUUACAGGAAUCCAAUUGUCCUGCUUGCCCCAAAUGACUUUCACGGACAUGUUCUCCCCCACCUCUGCGUACCGUCCCUCAACCUCUUCCGUACUCCGAUGAGCGGCUUGGCAUAGUUGGCGGACGAACCCUCCCUUGCCACCUUCUGCCAGCCAUGGUGACUUGAGCAUGCUCAUUGUCUUCUCAUCCAGCAUAGUGUACGCAGCGUUCCUGAUAUAUGAUUCGAGGAUACCUUCAAACGAC
This is a messenger RNA of Alternaria alternata, 2199 nucleotides long. RefSeq names its product cytochrome P450. The record is from RefSeq and is a predicted model, not a curated record. The transcript is spliced from 2 exons. Lineage: Eukaryota; Fungi; Ascomycota; Dothideomycetes; Pleosporales; Pleosporaceae. Gene Ontology annotation, molecular function: monooxygenase activity; iron ion binding; oxidoreductase activity, acting on paired donors, with incorporation or reduction of molecular oxygen. The coding region runs from base 64 to 1707 and encodes 547 amino acids.